AUGUGGAGGGACUUUCAGUCCUUCGUCUCCUCGACUCCUGACGCCCUUGCUAUUGCUUGCGUCCAUCAACAACCAGGACUCUUCGGCAUCCCUAAUCUGCCGCUGGACCACGAUGCAUUUCGUGAGCACCCUUACCUCCGGUGGUCCUUCAGGAGUCUCAGCCGGGGGAUUGAUCGACUCGUCAGGGCAUGGAAGCCACUAGGCGUGAAGCCAGGCACGCCGUUGGUGACCUUUUGUCACAACAGCGCCGAUUACGUGCUGGCAUGCUACGCUGCAAUCAAGCUCGGCUGCGUUAUCAUCCCGAUCAGUCCUCGCAACCUGACGAAUGAGGAAGAAGUCAGACACAUGGUCAAGACAGCCCUGAGCGUCUGCAACGGGGAGAAGCCGGUCGUCAUCGCGGGAGACGAACACUUGGCUUACCAAGUAGACGAGUCCAAGCUCUUCCCUGAGCCUCCACACAAGAUCGUCUUUGGCGCCAAUAGAUAUGCAGACUGGACUACCUUCCAGAGCUUCAUGGACCAGACCGUCCAGGGUGCUGAGGACGGCGCCCUGACUCCUUCGACCCCGGACGGCGGCGGGUCAGUUCUCUUCACCUCCGGCACGACAUCCCUGCCCAAGGGCAUCUUCCGCACGCAUUCGACCUGGGGUUUGGCAUUUGUGGGCCGGAACAUGCUCGACGGGGCCAUGUUACCGGGCGAACGCAGCUGUUGCAGUCUUCCCAAUAACCACGCCAUAGGUUUUAUCACCCUCACCAACUCACUAAGCUUGGGCGGCGGAGUUGUAUUCCCUGGGGCCGCCUUUAAUCCCGAGACUAUGCUGGAGACGCUUUACAACGAAAGAAUCACGCAUGUAAUAAUGGUCCCGACAAUGCUACACGCAUUGACAUCUGUCAAGGCAGCAAAGUAUCCCGACAGACCACUAUCUGACCUGAAGAAUGUCAGCUUUGGAGGCUCUACCCUGACUCCAGAAACACUGAGCCUCGUCACGCAAGAACUUGGCGGUGGCGGCGCAGAAAACAUCUUCGGUUGCACCGAAGGCGUGUUGUUAUCCAGCAAAUGUACGAACGACUUCAGCAAGAUCGUAGACGGGGACGAGGUGUCGGUUGGUUGGCCAAUGCCAGGCUUCGGCGCGCGGAUAGUCGACCCUGAGACGGGCGAGACACUUCCGCGAAACACUAUCGGAGAGCUCGCUGGCUGCGGACCUAGCAUCGACGGGCCUUAUAUUGGCGGUGUAGGCAAGGAGAAUUGGUAUGAGAAGGACGGAAAACUCUGGUACAAAACAGGUGAUGCUGGUCGAAUGGAUGAACAGGGCCGGACAUUCAUCACGGGGAGAUAUAAAGAGAUGAUCAUCCGUGGGGGUGAGAAUAUCUCACCUGUAGCCAUUGAGGGCAUUCUGGGCAAGAACCCGAGGCUGAGCGCACUCGUCCCGCAGAUAGUCGGCGUAAAGGACGAGAUCGCCGGCGAGGUGCCCGUCUGCGUUAUCAAAGGGCCCGCUGACCCAGAGAUUCGUGAGCUGAUCCAGUCCGAGAUCGUGCAACACAUGGGAACCCUCUAUGUCCCGGAAGACGUCAUCUCCGUCAAGGCACUCAACUUGGAGGACUAUCCACGAACGACCUCUGGCAAAAUCCAAAAGGCGAAACUCGCCGCAUUGGUCAAGAAACACCUUUCCAAGAGCGAGGCAAUCGUGGACAGCACCAUAAGGAAUGAAGCUAGCCUCACCGAGGAACUGAGAUUAAUCUGGGCGAAAGCCGUUGGCCUGGAGCCUUCGAGGAUCCGGCUCGACGCUCCCGUUGGCGAAUUUGCCGAUAGUAUCACGGUGAUGCGCGUGAGAGACAGGAUCAAGCGCACGACCGGCAAGGCUCUGUCGCUGUCUGCCAUGGCAGAGGCAGGGACCAUCGAGGGCCAGAUUAAGUUGCUGCAGAGUAUGGGAGCUGGCCAAGCAAACGGGGCUCAGGAGGUAGCCGUCAAGAGACCAACUCGCCAGGGCACACCAGAGGUGGAGGAUAUGGCCCAUCUGCUCGAAGACCCUGAGCUCCUGGAGCCAACGAAGGAGCUUGUGGUCAAGACGAUUUCCAGCUUAGGUUUGGGCUGGGAAGACGUCGAGGACAUCAUCCCUGCCUACGACUUCGGCACGAUUAUGUCGCAGACGAAGCUGUAUGACAGUUGGAAUUUCAACUUCGCUAUAAACCCAAGCCAGAAGCUCAACAAAGAGCAAAUCCGUCGAGCUUUUGAAGCCGUCGUGAUGAAUAACCGGAUACUCGCAUCUUUUCUCGUUUGGGACUCUGAUAAGCUCAAUUCGAAUGACGCCCUCCACGUGAUUGUGAAGCGAAGUCCAAAGUUCUUUGACUUCGUUGUAGAAGAUGGCGGCUCUCUCGACACCCUCGAAGACCUGAGGCAGGUCUCGUUGCACCACCCCCACCCAGACUAUGCCACACUCCCCGGCCCAGUCUACCGCACCAUGCUGUUCGACAUCAAGGAAACUGGCUCUGCUGCAAUGGUAACGUCUGUCCACCACUGUGUCAUCGACGCGUCCAUGGGCCAAAUCACGUCGGAGGACAUGGACCGGGCGCUCGGAGCCAUCGCCUCAGGUGCAGUUUCGACCGAGGACAUAUUGUCAAAGCUCCACCCUCACGUGGAUUACAAGCCAUGGGCAGACUCUUACUACAACCUGCGAUCUGGCGUCGAGGCUCGUGCUGCGACAAAGUGGCAUCUCAGGCGUCUAUCCUCACUGCCACAACACGCUGAGGCUGGCGCCCUGUUCCCAUCCACCCUCAUAACACCGCGCGACAAGUACAAUGCCGCACUGGUGGAGGGUGACGACUGCAUCCAGUUCUUGUUCGAUACUCCCGAUAUUCACGCCCUUCGUAAAGAGUUCCCGGACAUCACAGCACAGGCGGUAGUCAAGAGCGCGGUGGCGCUGAUGAACGUCUAUCGGACGGGACACUCGCACGCGCUCUUCACCAACCACGAGGCGGCGCGGACGUACUUCCCCUUCAUCCCCAAGGCGAUGGAAGACCUGAGCCCGAAGCUGUUCGAGGCGACGGACGUGAGCGGGCCGACGUACCAGAACGUCAUCAACCUGAUCGAGGUCAACAGAUCGAGCGGGGAGACGGUGCUGCAGUUCUUCAAGAGGGUGCAGGGCGAGCAGACGCUCCUGACCAAGUACGCGGCCGCACCGCUGAGGGAGAUCAUGGCCGGCCUCAGCAAUGGCGAGAAGCUGGUGCCGGAGGUGAUUGGGGCGCAGGUCUACAACUGGGUCCCCGGCCUCCAGGGGGCCAUCGGGGGCACGAACCCGCAUCACCACCACGAGGUGUUGAGUGCGGUGGUCAGACCGCACCUGGGGCUCAGCCUGAACUGUGGGCUGGGAGGCCCCGAGAAUCAGACUGUUAUUGUGCAGGUCCGUGGCGAUGGGUUCGAACUGGAUGGGCUGCGAAAGAUCGGCGAAGAGAUUGAGGCCAUCACGAAGUGGCUUGUGACGAGGUCGAAUUGGGAAGUUCCCGUGGGGCAGUUUGAAACAUCUCUCAAGGUUUAG
Diaporthe amygdali is the source of this 3531-nucleotide messenger RNA. RefSeq lists its product as uncharacterized. The coding region runs from base 1 to 3531 and encodes 1176 amino acids. Gene Ontology annotation, molecular function: medium-chain fatty acid-CoA ligase activity. The record is from RefSeq and is a predicted model, not a curated record. The transcript is spliced from 3 exons. Lineage: Eukaryota; Fungi; Ascomycota; Sordariomycetes; Diaporthales; Diaporthaceae. Gene Ontology annotation, biological process: fatty acid metabolic process.